Messenger RNA from Hibiscus syriacus, 1709 nucleotides. Its product is annotated as laccase-11-like. NCBI's taxonomy places the organism in Eukaryota, Viridiplantae, Streptophyta, Magnoliopsida, Malvales, Malvaceae. Gene Ontology annotation, molecular function: hydroquinone:oxygen oxidoreductase activity; copper ion binding. The record is from RefSeq and is a predicted model, not a curated record. Gene Ontology annotation, cellular component: apoplast. Gene Ontology annotation, biological process: lignin catabolic process.
GAUGGCAAUGGGCAAAACUUUCAGCUCUGUGUCAUUCAUUUUCUUGCUCUAUCUACUCGCUUCCGAAUCGCUUCCUGCAGAUGCAGCAGUGAAAAGAUACCAGUUUGAUAUUCAAGUGAAAAAUGUUAGCCGGUUAUGCCAUGCUAAACCUAUUGUCACUGUAAAUGGGAUGUUUCCGGGGCCAACCAUUUACGCUAGAGAAGGCGACAGAGUUCUCAUUAAUGUCACUAAUCAUGCACAAUACAACAUGUCUAUUCAUUGGCAUGGACUCAAACAGUUUCGCAAUGGAUGGGCGGAUGGACUGGCUUAUAUAACACAAUGUCCUAUACAGAGUGGGCAUACUUACACUUAUGAUUUUAAUGUAACAGGUCAGAGAGGGACACUCUGGUGGCAUGCACAUAUCUUUUGGCUAAGAGCCACUGUUUAUGGUGCAAUUGUGCUCAUGCCAAAACAAGGGACCCCUUUCCCUUUCCCUCAGCCUUACAGAGAAAAUAACAUAAUUUUAGGUGAAUGGUGGAAUAACGAUGUCGAAGAAAUCGUUAAACAAGGAAACAAGUUGGGGUUGCCACCAAAUACAUCCGAUGCUCACACCAUUAAUGGAAAGCCAGGGCCAUUGUUCCCAUGUUCCGAGAAACAUACAUUUGCAAUGGAGGUCGAACAAGGAAAGACUUAUCUCUUGAGAAUCAUCAAUGCUGCACUCAACGACGAACUUUUCUUUGCGGUCGCAGGCCAUAAUAUGACGGUGGUCGAAAUAGAUGCAGUUUAUACCAAACCGUUUACAACACAAGCAAUUUUAAUUGCACCAGGGCAGACCACAAAUGUUCUCAUUCAAGCUAACCAAGCACCUGGUAGAUAUUUCAUGGCUGCUAGGCCUUUCAUGGAUGCACCAUUGACGGUUGACAAUAAAACCGUGACGGCCAUACUUCAAUACAAGGGUAUUCCCAACACUGUCCUUCCAGUUCUUCCUCAGCUACCACUACCCAAUGAUACUGCCUUCGCCUUGAGCUACAAUGCCAAACUUAGGAGCCUCAACUCUCCAUUAUACCCUACAAAUGUUCCUCUUAAAGUUGACAGACAUCUUUUCUACACAAUUGGAUUAGGAAUCAACCAAUGCGCUACUUGCUUGAAUGGAACACAACUAACUGCAUCUUUGAACAACAUUACCUUUGUUAUGCCACGUACCGGCCUCCUUCAAGCUCAUUAUUUCAACAUCAAGGGAGUAUUUACCACGGAUUUCCCCGACCGCCCUCCGAAACCGUUCAAUUACACUGGCGCACCAUUGACUGCAAAUCUUGGCACUACUUUAGGCACCAGGCUAAGCAAGAUUUCAUUCAACUCGACAGUGGAGUUAGUACUACAGGAUACCAAUCUUCUAACUGUCGAAUCCCAUCCAUUCCAUCUUCAUGGUUACAAUUUCUUCAUCGUUGGGACUGGAAUCGGGAACUACGAUCCGGCCAAAGAUCCUGCCAAAUAUAACUUGGUUGAUCCUCCCGAAAGAAACACGGUGGGAGUACCAACAGGCGGAUGGACGGCCAUAAGGUUCAGGGCCGACAAUCCAGGAGUAUGGUUCAUGCACUGUCACUUGGAGCUUCAUACAGGGUGGGGUUUGAAGACAGCAUUUGUAGUAGAGAAUGGAAAGGGACCAAAUCUAUCCAUUUUGCCUCCUCCAAAAGACCUUUCUCCUUGUUAGCUGCUUCCACUUUUAUAAU